UUUAACUACCUACUACAAAGCUAACUUAAAAAUACUAAAUUACCUAAUUCGUUACCUACGUACACUUCUUUCCUUUUACCGAUUAUUUUUUAUAAAGUAACCUAUGUUUUCAUGCGAAGCAACUCAAAUUUUAUGCAAGAGAGUAGCAAAUAUCUUUCACGUAAAGAAAAUGGCAAAAAGUUCCUUUGAAUACGUAAAGAAAUUUGAAUUAGAUGAUACAUUAUUGCCAAAUGCGUGGAUUAUUGUGAGACUAGAUGGGAAAUGUUUCCAUAAGUUUGCAGAGGUUCAUAAAUUCUCUAAACCUAAUGAUUUAAGAGCAUUACAAUUGAUGAACUAUGCCGCAUUUAGUGUAUUAAAAGAAUUUAAUGAUAUAUUAAUGGCUUUUGGUCAAAGUGAUGAAUACUCAUUUGUUUUCAAAAAACACACCACUGUAUAUAAACGAAGAGCCGCUAAGUUGCUUACUACUGUCAACAGCAAAUUUUCUUCAUCUUAUGUUUAUUACUGGAGUAAAUUCUUUGGUGACCAGUCAUUAAAAUAUCCACCAAUAUUUGAUGGCCGUAUUGUAUUGUACCCUUCUGAAGAAAAUUUAAUUGAUUACAUGAAAUGGCGACAAGCUGAUGUUCAUAUAAAUAACUUGUACAAUACAACAUUUUGGAAUUUGGUACUAAAAGGAAAUUUAACUCCAUUAGAGGCUGAAAAACGUUUAAGUGGUACUGUUUCUGCUGACAAAAAUGAAAUAUUAUUUAAAGAGUUUAAUAUCAAUUAUAAUAAUGAACCAGAAGUGUUCAAAAGAGGUACUUUAUUAUUAAGAAAAACAAUUACAUGUGGUGGAAGUGCAACUAAUAAAUUAGUAGUUGUUGAUGUUCACAAUGAUAUGUUGAAAGAUAAUUUUUGGAAAGAACAUUCAACAUUAUUGUUAAUGAAACCUUCUAAACAGGAUUUAGUGUAUGACGGUCCAACCACUGAAAUUAUUCGAGAACAACUUGAAGUUAAUGAUAAAAACGAAAUUAUUUAAAAUAAAGCUUUUUAAAUGAUUGAUGAUACUUUUUAUUUCAAGCAGGUUUGAAGUAAAAGAAGACUUAAACAGAUUAUUUUAUUGAAUAAUAAAUACAUUAUGAAUCUAUAAUGUUUAUUUUAGAACUAACAAUACAUGGGAUAUUAAUAGUAGUGGUUGUCUUCAUAUACUUAUAACAUUAAAUAAUUUUAUAUUGCAUAUACUACUAAUUUGUUUUAAUACUUUUACAGAUGUUUCCUUUGAUUAUACUGGAGAUACACCUAUAUUUAUAAUUGUCAAAACACAACUAAAGUAAAAAUAUAAUUUAAAUUGAAGCUUUAUUGUUUUUACUUUGAAUAUAUUAUUAUGUAGGCUACAGAGAUAUCUCUGAAUCUUUAAUUAAAACAAGGGAUUGCAUUCAACACUUAUUAUGUAAUAUAUGUAAAUAAAUAACAGUUUGUAUCUUUAUUGACAUCAAGCAGAUAUAAUUUCAUAUGAUUUUUUUUUUAAUUUAAGGUUAACAUUUCAAAUUGAAAUCUACAUUACAACAUAGUUGAAUAAAAUGAAUGGUUUUUAAAGUCUAAUCCUUGUCAUUUACUAUUUUUUUAUUAUAAAGUAUUUACAUAAUGAUAAAGUGAUUGAUUACAAACAUUUUAGAAUAUUGGAAUGUAGUUAUCAAUCUUAGCUCGGUGCUUUUGAGCCACACACUCACUUAUCCAUACAAUGUUUCGGCAUUCCUGCUCUUUCAACUUCAGGUAGGAGUAGAAAACUCCAAAGUGGAAUUGUUGCAUGAAAGCAUUAACAUUGAGUUUCA
This is a messenger RNA of Amyelois transitella, 1808 nucleotides long. RefSeq names its product probable tRNA(His) guanylyltransferase (gene THG). Lineage: Eukaryota; Metazoa; Arthropoda; Insecta; Lepidoptera; Pyralidae. The transcript is spliced from 2 exons. Gene Ontology annotation, molecular function: tRNA guanylyltransferase activity; magnesium ion binding. The record is from RefSeq and is a predicted model, not a curated record. Gene Ontology annotation, biological process: tRNA modification. Bases 104 to 1015 code for a protein of 303 amino acids.